AUGAACUCAACUGUUAACCUCAUCGACGACGACGACGAUGGCAUUGAUUGGGUAGCAGCAUGUGAAGAAAUCGAUGUCGUUUUCCAAAAUCGCAAUCUCCCUUCCACUUCUUCUUCUUCUUCUUCUUACGUGAAGCCUACGAGUUUCGUUCCUCGCGAUGAUAGUGUUGAGAACAAGAAGAGGAAUGGGACGACCUCCAAGCAAUCCACGCUCGACAAGUUCGUUUUCAAGGCUGUCCCGAGGCCUCCACCGCCGAUUCCGGAUGUUCCGAAACCGGUCGAUGAAAAAGUGCCCCGCGUUGAGAUUGAUCCUGAAGCUGCCAAAACUUGGAUAUACCCAGGUUCAAUUCAUCUGCGUGACUAUCAAUUUGCUAUUACGAAGACGGCUUUAUUCUCAAACACAUUGGUGGCACUGCCAACAGGACUUGGAAAAACUCUUAUUGCUGCAGUUGUCAUGUAUAACUAUUUCAGAUGGUUCCCAGAUGGAAAAAUUGUUUUUGCUGCACCAUCUCGACCGCUUGUCACUCAACAAAUAGAAGCAUGCCAUAAUAUUGUGGGAAUUCCACAAGACUUGAUAAUUGAUAUGACUGGUCAAAUAACUCCCUCAAAAAGAGCCAGCUUCUGGAAAUCUAAAAGAGUAUUUUUCGUUACUCCUCAAGUGCUGGAGAAAGAUAUUCAAUAUGGCAGAUGUUUGGCCAAGCACUUGGUAUGCUUGGUGAUUGAUGAAGCUCACCGAGCUCUGGGAAACUAUGCUUCUUCUGGUGCCGUUCGUGAGUUAAUGGCUGUACCGGUGGAACUGAGAAUAUUAGCUUUGACAGCAACACCGGGAUCAAAGCAGCAAACCAUCCAGCAAAUUUUUGAUAACUUGCGAAUAUCAACACUUGAAUAUCGUAAUGAAAGUGAUGAAGAUGUCAGAAAAUAUGUUCACAACAGGAAGAUAGAGUUGAUUCAAGUUCCUAUGGGACAAGAUGCCGUUGAGAUAAAUGAUAAACUUUUGGAAGUAAUACGCCCACAUUUUCUGAGGCUUCGUGGAAUGCAAGUUCUCCAUGAUAGAGACUAUAAGACUCUGAGCCCAUGUGAAUUAUUAAAUUCAAGGGAGAAAUUUCGUCAAGCACCUCCUCAACACAUUUCUGAUAUCGAUUGCGGAGUGGCAGAAGGUUUAUUUGGAAUACUUCUCACCCUUUACCACAUACGCAAGUUACUUUCAAGCCAUGGAAUAAGGCCAGCACAUGAGAUGCUUGAAGAUAAAUUAAAACAAGGGUAUUUUGCAAGAUAUUUGAGUAAAAAUCAAGACCUAUUCAAAGCAAAGCUCAUAAUGGAGCAAAGCUUAAACCGCAAGGCUCUGAGUCCCAAAUUAUCCAAAAUGUUAGAAGUACUGCUUGAUCAUUUCAAAAAAAAUGAUCCAGAAAAUUCAAGGGUCAUUAUUUUCUCAAAUUUUAGGGGAAGUGUCAGGGACAUAAUGAACUCAUUGGUCACUAUUGGGAAUUUUGUUCGAGCUACUGAAUUUAUUGGGCAAAGUUCAGGAAAAACAUCGAAGGGCCAGUCACAAAAAGUACAACAGGCUGUUUUGGAGAAAUUUCGGGCAGGUGGAUUCAAUGUCAUUGUUGCCACAUCAAUUGGUGAAGAAGGCUUGGAUAUAAUGGAAGUUGAUCUUGUUAUAUGCUUUGAUGCUAAUAUUUCCCCAUUGAGAAUGAUUCAACGAAUGGGGAGAACUGGACGGAAGCAUGAUGGUCGAGAUUUACUAGUUCUGACAUGUGAAGGGCCAGAGUUGAAAGGUUACAUGCGAAAACAAGCAAAUAGCAAGACUGUGGGGAAACAUAUGCGAAAUGGGGGGAGAACUAGCUUCCAUUUCCAUCCUAGUCCAAGAAUGGUUCCCCAUAUAUACAAACCUGAAGUCCAAUAUGUUGAGCUUUCAAUUGAACAUUUUAUCCGCAGUGGAAAGAAAGUGAAGGAUGAUGACCAAAGAAUCACACCAGUGCUUAGAGAGAAACUAACUGAAGCUGAGAGUAAUUUAAUUGCCAAGUAUUUCUACCCAUCCGGCGGUAUCAAAUGGAAACCGUCUCUUAUUGCCUUUCCCUACUUCCAGACAUUUCCCUCAAGAGUUCAUAAUGUAAGGCAUUCAUAUAAAACGGGACUACUGAUUGAUGUAAUGCAAAGAUUGGAAGGACGGUCCUUUGGCGGUGAUAGCAAAAUUUCCCCGAUUAAGGAUGAAGUCAGCUUAGAGAAGGAUCCGGGAGUGGGCAAUGUUGAAAAACGUGAGAUCGGAGAAGAUUUGCUAUUUGUUGAUAAGUUUUCAAACCAAAAUCUGGAAGGCAAAUUAUUGGAUUCUGCAGCAUCACCUCGUACUGAGACCUCAGAAACCAAGGAGAAGCCUAGUGUGUGUGCUUUCCCUCAACAAAGUCCUGAUGGGCAUUCAUAUUACUUUGGUCCAGAUUAUAUUUCUGUUGAUGCUUUUGGAAAUGUUUUAAUUCUAUCUGUCCCUUUACUGACUUUCAAAGAAGUAUCACAUCCUAAGCAUACAAGUGAAAGAAAUUGCUUAAAACAAGUUUCUUGGCAUUUAAAUAAUGUUGAAGUUGACAAGGAUUUACCUGUCCAAGCUGGAGCUCUAGAGGAUCUAAUUACCUCUCAAACAAGAUGCCCAAAGGAUGGAAGUCCUAGGUCUAUUUGUGAUUCUGAUGCCUUGCAAGAGAAGGGAAUCCAUGGAAUUGAAAGAGUUCCUCAAACUCCUAUUAAGAAGGGAAAUUUGGAGGAUGAAGAUAGUAUCACUGAGACACCUGAUUCUAAAAUUAAGGCAUUGAGAUUUUUGCCUGAUGAGUACUGUAAUGAGUCCAGAGAUAUUGAGCUUAGCCCUCGUCUAACUAAUAUGAUCAUAAGUGGUGUUGUUCCAGAGUCUCCUGUCAAUAUCAAAGGAUUGUCACCUGGUAAAGAGAGAGAGUAUAUUGUUGCUGACCCUGUCUCGCCAGUCCAAUUUUAUAAUGAGCUGCCACUGAAGUCUUCAACUCCGGAGAAAAAUGAUAUAGUCAACAUAGAAAGCAACGCCUGUGGAAGAAAUGCCUCUGCUUCUCCUAUUAAUGGUGCAGUUCAAACUCCUCUUCUUUGUAAGGACAACAGUGCCAGUGUAAGAGGGUGUACUUCCACAUCCCCUAUUCUAGGAAAAUCUGAGAGUCCCUUCACAGACCUCACAAAUGAAAGCUGCAGCAGAAAUUGGUGUUUGAGUAUGGGAGACCAGUCAGAAAGUGUAAAACGGACACGGAAGUUUAAAAGGUUGCGCAAGGUUGGUGAUGAUGGAAAGAAUGAGAAUCUGCAGAGAGAGAAAGAUAGUUCCCUAAAGCCAAGAGCAAGUGGAAGAGGUAGGAAGAAGCCUAAUAAUGACAUGGUUCGAGCUUUCAUUGAUGAGGAAGCUGAGGCAUCCACAGAUUGUGAUACGUCUGAGGAUGAGGAAGAUGACCAAAAUAACAAUUCACAUGAUAGUUUCAUAGAUGACAGGACAUGUCCUACAAUUGCAGCUACUCAGUCAGCAACUAGUGGGACUGAUAUGAUGGCGAUUUACAGGCGUUCGUUGCUCAGCCAAUCACCAAUGCCUAGAUUACCAAGCGGCUCUGACACUUUAACAACUCCUAAUUCUAUGGCCCCCACUCCCAGAACAAGCGAAAGGGGAAGUGGUUCUGGCAAGGCAUCUUUCUGUUUACAGACGCCUCUAACGGAUUCAACAAAUCAGUCAAAGAACAGCAGGGAUUCCAAGCCCUCCUUUCGAAUUAAUCACAAAACAGAAGCCGUGCCUUGUUCAGCUACUAGUGUUUCCUCAAAAUGUGAAGGAGAUAACGUCAGUAAAAAGAGAAAAUUAAGCUUUUGUACCUCAAGUUCUGUGCCCACUAUCAAUUUGGAGCAAGAGUUUCAGCGCGAGUGCGAAAUGGUUUGUGAUAAUGAUGAUGAUGACAACUUUUUUGAUAGUAUUGACUUGGAUGCCUUCGAGGCACAGGCUACUUUGCUUCUCAAGCAAAAAUCAGAGUUGUUGACGACGCAGAAACAGGAGGUAAUUAUGCCAGCAAAACCAGAGAGUCCUGGUUUUGAUUUCCCGUCAUUUGAUCUUGGGAUAUGAUAAUGAUUCUGAAGGGAAAUGCACAUCGCUUCUAAGCAGUGUCCUGCGGAAGUUUUAAGGAGAGAAUUAUAGAGCAACUUAAUAUAGGCAAUAAUGAUAACAAUGGUUUGGCAAGUAUUGUUUAUCAUUUCUUUUUUUUCCUGUGAAGAUCCAUUUUCAAGAUUGUUGUGAGCUUGGGG
Molecule: messenger RNA, 4277 nt
Organism: Morus notabilis
Lineage: Eukaryota; Viridiplantae; Streptophyta; Magnoliopsida; Rosales; Moraceae
Product: DEAD-box ATP-dependent RNA helicase FANCM
Exons: 23
Coding region: 1-4098 (1365 amino acids)
Biological process (GO): double-strand break repair via synthesis-dependent strand annealing; interstrand cross-link repair; replication fork reversal
Molecular function (GO): four-way junction DNA binding; ATP binding; hydrolase activity
Source: RefSeq, a predicted model, not a curated record